Molecule: messenger RNA, 1335 nt
Organism: Neohortaea acidophila
Lineage: Eukaryota; Fungi; Ascomycota; Dothideomycetes; Mycosphaerellales; Teratosphaeriaceae
Product: NAD binding domain of 6-phosphogluconate dehydrogenase-domain-containing protein
Exons: 5
Coding region: 329-1303 (324 amino acids)
Biological process (GO): L-valine catabolic process
Cellular component (GO): mitochondrion
Molecular function (GO): NADP binding; NAD binding; 3-hydroxyisobutyrate dehydrogenase activity
Source: RefSeq, a predicted model, not a curated record
ACAAAUGGCGUGCCAUCGCUCGGUGCAUGGUAUCUGAGAACAGGGCGAGAAGCGAAGACACCGGGCCGGCUCAACUCUUCAAUCCGAGGCGGAAACUUGGGACCUUCGCUUGACCGAGAAAGAGCCCACAGCCUUCAAACGGUGAUCCGGCACCCUCUGAUUGCUGCUACGCAGUUCGUACCACGCUCGUAUGAGAUCUUUCAGAAUGAAGCAAACGUCAGCCGCCACUCUUCCACAGAUGCCCCGCACUCGGCAAUGACUGCCGAAGAAGAUAUUAUUGUUCUUGAUCAUUAUUACAAUACUCUCUCGCGCAAGGAAAGCUUACAGCAUGGCGACAAAGUAUGGCUUCAUCGGCCUUGGAUCCAUGGGCUAUCCCAUGUGCACAAAUAUCCACGCCAAAAUCCCCGCAGAUGAUGAGCUCUUCAUCCACGAUGUCAACACCGCCGUUCUCAAUCGUUUCGUCCAAGAAAGUAAGGCCAAAGCGAAGGUCACGAUCCUGGACUCUGCCAAAAAGAUCACGGAGCAUUGCGACAUCAUAAUCACCAUCCUCCCUCAAAGCGAACACGUGCGACAAGUCUACUAUCUCGGAGACAACAAUCUCCUCUCCGCCGACAAAUCCAUCACAGCGAGCCAGCGGCGAAAGUUGUUCAUCGAGUGCAGUACAAUCGACCCGGUGGUCUCGCGAGAAGCAGGCAGCAAAGUCCUCGAAAGCGGCCUGGGCGAGUUUGCCGAUGCUGCGGUAUCGGGCGGUCCCUUCGGCGCCAAAGCAGCCACCCUCUCCCACAUGAUCGGCUGUCCCGACGCCCUGUUCCCCUCCGUGAAAGCCGUCGUAAGCAUGACCGGCACCUCCCUCUUCCACUGCGGGCCCGUAGGCAGCGGCGUUACGGUGAAAAUCAUCAACAACUACAUCUCCAUCUGCAACAUGCUGUCCGCCUCCGAGGGCCUCAAUCUCGGCAUGCGCCUCGGCCUCGACCCGGUGAAACUCACGGACAUCAUCAAUGCUAGUUCCGGGCGCAGCUGGACGACUAUGUCGAAUCACCCUGUUCCCGGCGUGCAGGCUGAUAGUGUGGCGUCGCGCGGGUAUCGGGGUGGGUUUGCUAUUGAGCUUGCGGCGGGGUGUGUGGAUCUUGCUAUGAAGGGGGCGCGGGAUGUUGGGGCUAAGAUGACGUUAGGCCCGAGUUUGCAGGGGGCGUUUCAUGCGGCUAUGGAGGAUGAGCGGUGUAAGGGGUUGGAUGCGAGGAGUAUUUUUCGGUGGGUGAGUGAGAUGGAGGUUGGGCCGGAGGCAAGCGGAGGGGCGUCGUGAUUUAGCAGGCUUAUUGUCAUAGGCAUAUGUAC